GCUCGCCCAGCCUCCGCCUCCGCCUUCCGCGCUCCUCCCUCCCUCGCCGGGGCGCUCGCCUCCUCGCUAGAUGGUGUGCGAGCCGCCCGAGCAUCACACACACACUCCGGGCUCGGCCCAAAGCAACCGGGAGGAGGUGUAGCGCGGUGCCAGGGGGUGGGAGGGGAGGGAGGGAGGGACCGCGCAGAGGAAAAGGAGGGGAGGCGAAAAAGAGACAGGGAAACAACACCCAACAACUAGACAGGGGGAAAAAGAAAGAAAGAAAAGAAACCCACCCAUCCAUACACACACAAUUAAAAAAAAAAAAAAAAAAAGGAAAAGAGAAAAAAAAAGGGAAAAAAAAAAAAAAAACCCUGUGGCGCGCCGCCUGGUUCCCGGGAAGACGCCAGCGCCAGGGGGUGGGGAGCGCGCGGAAAGCUUCUGGAGAGCGAACAGCCCUCGCAGGGAUGGACAUGAUGCUGUUGGUGCAGGGCGCUUGUUGCUCGAACCAGUGGCUGGCGGCGGUGCUCCUCAGCCUGUGCUGCCUCCUGCCCUCCUGCCUCCCGGCCGGACAGAGCGUGGACUUCCCCUGGGCGGCCGUGGACAACAUGAUGGUCAGAAAAGGGGACACGGCGGUGCUUAGGUGUUAUUUGGAAGAUGGAGCUUCAAAGGGUGCCUGGCUGAACCGGUCAAGUAUUAUUUUUGCGGGAGGUGAUAAGUGGUCCGUGGAUCCUCGAGUUUCCAUUUCAACAUUGAAUAAAAGAGACUACAGCCUCCAGAUACAAAACGUGGAUGUGACAGAUGAUGGCCCAUACACGUGUUCUGUUCAGACUCAACAUACGCCGAGAACAAUGCAGGUGCAUCUAACUGUGCAAGUUCCUCCGAAGAUAUAUGACAUCUCAAGUGAUAUGACCAUCAAUGAAGGAACCAAUGUCACCCUAAUUUGUUUGGCCACUGGGAAACCAGAGCCUACCAUUUCUUGGCGGCACAUCUCCCCGUCAGCCAAACCAUUUGAAAACGGACAGUAUUUGGACAUUUAUGGAAUUACCAGGGACCAAGCUGGAGAAUAUGAAUGCAGCGCAGAAAACGAUGUGUCAUUCCCAGACGUGAAGAAAGUAAAAGUUGUCGUAAACUUUGCUCCUACGAUCCAGGAAAUUAAAUCCGGUACCGUGGCCCCCGGGCGCAGUGGAUUGAUACGAUGCGAAGGUGCAGGUGUGCCGCCUCCGGCCUUCGAAUGGUACAAAGGAGAAAAGAAGCUCUUCAAUGGCCAACAAGGAAUUAUCAUUCAAAAUUUUAGCACAAGAUCCAUUCUCACUGUUACCAAUGUGACACAGGAGCACUUCGGGAACUAUACUUGUGUGGCUGCCAACAAGCUAGGCACAACCAAUGCGAGCCUGCCUCUCAACCCUCCAAGUACAGCCCAGUAUGGAAUUACCGGGAGGGCCGACGUUCUUUUCUCCUGCUGGUACCUUGUGUUGACACUGUCCUCUUUCACCAGCAUAUUCCACCUGAAGAAUGCCAUUCUACAAUAAAUGUAAAGACCCAUACAAGGCUCUUAAGAAUUCUCUGAAAGUGCUGAUGGCUGGAUCCAAUCUGGUACAGUUUGUUAAAAGCAGCGUGGGAUAUAAUCAGCAGUGCUUACAAGGGAUGAUCGCCUUCUGUAGAAUUGCUCAUUAUGUAAAUACUUUAAUUCUACUCUCUUUUUUUGAUUAGCUACAUUACCUUGUGAAGCAGUACACAUUGUCCUUUUUUUUUUUAAGAUGUGAAGGCUCUGAAAUUACUUUUAGAGGAUAUUAAUUGUGAUUUCAUGUUUGUAAUCUACAACUUUUCAAAAGCAUUCAGUCAUGGUCUGCUAGGUUGCAGGCUGUAGUUUACAAAAACGAAUAUUGCAGUGAAUAUGUGAUUCUUUAAGGCUGCGAUACAAGCAUUCAUUUCCCAGUUUCAAUAAGAAUCCACAUUUGCAAAGAUGCGUUUUUUUCUCUUUUGAUAAAAAAAAAAAGCAAAUAGUAUUGCCUUCAGAUCAUUUCUUCAAAAUACACACAUAUCUAGAUUUUUCUGCUCGCAUGAUAUUCAGGUUUCAGGAAUGAGCCUUGUAAUAUAACUGGCUGUGUGGCUCUGCUUCUCUUUCCUGUAAGUUCAGCAUGGGUGUGCCUUUAUGAAAUAUUUCUCUCUUCGUCUUCAACUUAUAAAAACAUAUUGCCAAACCCUACAAUUGAAAGCAAAAAAUGAAUUAUAAGGAUAAAGUUAAAUCAUGUCCUAUCUCUAAAGAGUAAAGUAGCUAGAGGAUGUAAAAACCUCUUCAUUACCAGUGGGGUUUGCAAAAUUUACCCCACAAUAACUCAAUUUUGUGAUGAAAAACAACUUAAUUAACCUAAUACAGGUACCUUUGACAUAUGAUUUAUUUCAAUGUAGCUAAACAUUAUAUCCACUUUGAGAAAUACUUCCCUUUAAAAUGGCAGCACAGUCCAGCCAAGAGAUUGUUUAGCAACCCAUCUUUUCCUUUCACUAUUCCAAGCCAAAAUUGCGCAGAUGGUUUUUCAGAAAGGACACAAAUUCCAAUCACCUAAUAUUACCUGACUUGGGAAGCACUCAGAAUUAAUUUGGUUCCAUGGCAAGAGAAGUGGUGUGAGAAGGUGCUCCUGUUGACAAGAGCAUUUUGCAUAUUUUUCAUCUGAAAACAUCACUCAGUUGAUAGUUUGGAAUGCAUGUUAUAUAAAAUAAUUGUUCAAAAUAUAUUGUAACAAAUAUUUCAUGCUGGUCUGUAGCAGAUCAAUCCCGGAAGUAACUAAUUCUAUAAUAAAAUAUUUCUUCAUCGCUAUGUCAACCCAAACAAGUAAGACCAAAAAAAAAAAUUAACCAUGUUUUAUCUUUUUCUUGAAGACAAGACCAGUGAUGAGAAUAUCUUAAGAUGUUAACUAUUAAAUUAUCAUCAGUAUUAAAUUAUUUAUGUCAGAAUGAAAACUACAUUUUUUAAGGAAAAUGCUGUUACUUUAAGAAGUAUUUUAUAUUACAGGAAUAGUUUGAUGGUUUUAUUCUUUAUUAAAAAAGACCAUAGCAUUGAAAAUCAUUUUACAAAUUUUACAAAAUUACCAAUUUCACUACACCUACAGAAAUUUCUACAAAUAGUCCCCUUUGCAAGCCAUAAAAACAACAAAAACGUACUAAUAAAGAUAAAUACAGAAAAUUCAUAGAAAUUAUACAUAUUUAAGAUAUCUAAUAUUUUACCCAGAAAGAGAUAACUUGGAAAUUGGGGGGGGGGAGGGGUUCAAGUGAAAUUUGGUCCCAAAGUAAUCUAUUUUAAUUAGAAAAAUGAAUCCUAAUUGAGGAGGCUUAAAUAUACAAUGUUUUCACAAAAUGGCAAUAACAUGGCAUGAUGCUAUUAAAUUUACUCACUAAUAAUUUAUUACCUUAUUUUAACUGAUGUAUUAAAAUGUUCUUUUAAAUACACAUGGCAUUCUAACUUUGAUUAUAAUUGACUUUCUUUUUAAAAAUACCCUUUGUGGAAUUUGGGAGCAAAUUACAAAGUUGUUUUUUUUUUAAUGUUUUGGUUUUUAUUUGUAUUGCAGCUUUAAAGUGGCACACUCCAUAAUAAUCUACUUACUAGAAAUAGUGGUGCUACCACAAAAGUGUUAACCAUCAGUAUCCUUGUUUGGGAGAAAGAAACAGAUCAAGAAUGCAUAUUAUACAGUGCACACUUUCCUAGAGUUAAAAAUACCUCCUCUUUGUAAGGUUUGUAGGGUAAAUGUGAGGUAAAUCGAGAUAUAAACUAUGGAUGAACCAAAUAAUUAGUUCAAAGUGUUGUCAUGAUUCCGAAUUUGUGGAGUCUGGUGUUAUUACCAUAGAAUGUGACAGAAGUACAUAGCUCAGUAGCUAUAUGUAUUUGCCUUUAUGUUAGAAGAGACGUUCUUGAGUGGUAUUUUAAAUAGAGGAGGUAUUCACUAUGUUUUUCUGUAUCACAGCAGCAUUCCUAGUCCUUAGACCCCUGGACAGAGUGAAAUCAUGAGUAUUUAUGAGUUCAAUAUUGUUCAAAUAAGGCUACAGUAUUUGCUUUUUUGUGUGAAUGUAUUGCAUAUAAUGUUCAAGUAGAUGAUUUUACAUUUAUGGACAUAUGAAACGUCUGAUUCUUCAUUUUAUCAGUCCUGACUGUAUAAGAUUAUUGCAAUUUCAGAAUAGCAGUUUUAUGAAAUUGAUUUAUCUUUUGAUGUAUAAUAAUUUUUUCUAGCUAUUCAUUUCAGCAUUAUAUUUCCACAACUUACAUUUGUGGGAUUCCUUUUGUUGCCCUGAAUUUCUUUUUCAAAGAAAGAAGAAAGAAAAACAUAAAAAGAAGUUGAGAAAGGAUAGUAGAAAGAAAAGGAAAAGACAGAAAAGUGAAGGAGGUAAAGACAGUGGGAUAAAAAAGAAGAAGGAAGAAGGAAGGGAGGGAGGGAGGAACAAAUGGAGAAUGGGAGGGAGGAAGGAAGGAAUGAAGGGGAAAAGAAGGAAAGCAAGAAUAGGAGGAAGGAAGGAAGAACUGGAAUAUUAGGGUAGUUCAUUUGCAUUCUUGGUUUAAUUGAAAAUGCUGUAACCAUGUUUUACAGUGAUCCUAUUCAAAACGAAAGUCCUGUUACACCAUGAAGUUCCUAUUAUGUAGCAAUUAUAUAAUGAAAAGUACUACACAAAUUAUAGUAUUGUGUGUUAUGGGGGACUCUAAAAGAUUUGAGAGAGCGAAUGUUAAACAUAACACUACUUUUGGAGGAUUUAAAACUUAACUGAAAAAUUAAUGGUUCAUCAUAACAUUUAAACUAUAUCUAGAAAGUAGACUGGAGAACUGAGAAAAUUAGCCAGAUAAUUCAGGACAAAUUAUAUAGACAUAAAUACCCCAAUGUGUGAACUCAGAAAACUGAGAAGUUUAUCAAAAUCAAUCAUCUAUAUUGAUCAAAUUUUUGAAUAUUGUUAAUUUAUCCAUUGUGUUUAGCUUUGUGACACAGCCAAAAGUUACCUAUUUAACCUUUUCAAUAAAAAUUGUUUUUGAACUUCAGAAAUGAUUUAAAAAGAGGUCAGGUUUUUAACUAUUUAUUGAAGUAUGUGGAUGUACAGUAUUUCAAUAGAUAUGAAUAUGAAUAAAUGGUAUGCCUUAA
Pipistrellus kuhlii (Kuhl's pipistrelle) is the source of this 5096-nucleotide messenger RNA. RefSeq names its product neuronal growth regulator 1 (gene NEGR1). The transcript has 7 exons. The coding region runs from base 447 to 1511 and encodes 354 amino acids. The record is from RefSeq and is a predicted model, not a curated record. Gene Ontology annotation, cellular component: neuron projection. NCBI's taxonomy places the organism in Eukaryota, Metazoa, Chordata, Mammalia, Chiroptera, Vespertilionidae.